This is a messenger RNA of Erinaceus europaeus (western European hedgehog), 5139 nucleotides long. RefSeq names its product complement C3. Bases 73 to 5067 code for a protein of 1664 amino acids. NCBI's taxonomy places the organism in Eukaryota, Metazoa, Chordata, Mammalia, Eulipotyphla, Erinaceidae. The record is from RefSeq and is a predicted model, not a curated record. Gene Ontology annotation, molecular function: protein binding; endopeptidase inhibitor activity. Gene Ontology annotation, cellular component: extracellular region. The transcript has 41 exons. Gene Ontology annotation, biological process: complement activation.
CGGCCCUCAUUCCUCCCUCUCCUCUCCUUGUCUGUCCCCCUGUCCCUCUGUCUCCUCUACUGUCCCUGUGCCAUGGGGGCUGCCGACGGUCCCCCAAUGCUGCUGCUGAUCUUGAAUUGCCUCCCUCUGGCCCUGGGGGACCCCAUGUACUCCAUGAUCACCCCCAACGUCCUGCGGCUGGAGAGCGAGGAGAUGGUGGUGCUGGAGGCCCACGAGGUCCAAGGGGACGUCGCUGUCACCGUGAACGUCUAUGACUUCCCGGGCAAGAAGCAGGUGCUGGCCAACGAGAAGACGAUGCUGAACAACGCCAACGGCCACAUGAACACUGUCAACGUCAAGAUCCCAGCCAGCAAGGAGUUCAAGUCUAUGAAGGGGCAGAAGUUCGUCAUCGUCCAGGCCACCUUUGGCGGCACGCAGGUGGAGAAGGUGGUUCUGGCCAGCCUGCAGAGUGGCUACCUCUUCAUCCAGACCGACAAGACCAUCUACACCCCGGGCUCCAAGGUCCUCUACCGGGUCUUCAGCGUGGAUGACAAGCUGCUCCCUGUGGCCCGAACUGUUGUCAUCACCAUUGAGACCCCUGAUGGCAUUCAAGUGAAGCGAGACUCCAUGUUUGCUAAUGACCAAGGUGGUAUCUUGUCCUUGAGUUGGAAUAUUCCAGAGCUGGUCAACAUGGGGCAGUGGAAAAUCCGAGUCCACUAUGAGGAUGCCCCUGAGCAGAUCUUCACGGCUGAGUUUGAGGUGAAGGAAUAUGUGCUGCCCAGUUUUGAGGUGCAAGUGGAGCCGAAGGAGAAAUUCUACUAUGUAGAUGAUCCAAAGGGGCUGGAAGUCACCAUCAAGGCCAGGUUCCUUUAUGGCAAGAACGUGGAAGGCACCGCCUUUGUCCUCUUUGGGGUCCAGGACGGGGAGCAGAGGAUCUCACUGUCUCAGUCCCUCACCCGAGUGCAGAUCCAGCAGGGCUCCGGGCAGGCCGUGCUGAAGAGGGAGGUGCUGCUGGGUGGGGUGCGCCCCUCCACCGCUGAGGCCCUGGUGGGCAAGUCUCUGUAUGUGUCAGUCACUGUCAUCCUGCACUCAGGCAGCGACAUGGUGGAGGCAGAACACUCAGGGAUACCCAUCGUCACCUCCCCCUACCAGAUCCACUUCACCAAGACGCCCAAGUUCUUCAAGCCGGCCAUGCCCUUCGACCUCAUGGUGUACGUGACCAACCCCGAUGGCUCCCCGGCCAGCCGCGUACCAGUGCUGACGCAGGGCUCCAACGUGCAGGCCCUGACCCAGCCGGAUGGAGUGGCCAAGCUCAGCAUCAACACCCCCAACAGCAAGGCCCCCCUCAGCAUCACCGUGAAAACCAACAAACCCGGCAUCCCUGAGGCCCGGCAGGCCACAGAAACCAUGCAGGCCCAGCCCUACAGCACCCAGGGCAACUCCAACAACUACCUACACCUCUCGGUGCCCCGCGUGGAGCUACAGCCCGGGGAGACCCUUAAUGUCAACUUCCACCUGCGCACGGACGCCGGGCUGGAGGCCAGGAUCCACUAUUACACCUACAUGGUCCUGAGCAAAGGGAAGCUGCUGAAGGUGGGCCGGCAGGUGCGCGAGGCCGGGCAGGACCUGGUGGUGCUCCCCCUGACCGUCACCGAGGACUUCAUCCCUUCCUUCCGCCUCGUGGCUUAUUACACCCUCAUCAAUGCCAGGGGGCAGAGGGAGGUGGUGGCCGACUCCGUCUGGGUGGACGUCAAGGAUUCCUGUGUUGGCACGCUGGUAGUGAAAAGUGCCAACGAGGAAGAGGAAGACAAACAGAACUUGCCUGGGGAUCAGAUAUCCCUGAAGAUCGAAGGUGACCCGGGAGCCCGCGUGGGGCUGGUGGCUGUGGACAAAGCCGUGUUUGUGCUGAAUAAGAAGAACAAGAUGACUCAGAAGAAGAUCUGGGACAUCGUGGAGAAAUCAGACAUUGGCUGCACCCCGGGCAGUGGCAAGGACUAUGCAGGGGUCUUCAUGGACGCAGGGCUGGCCUUCAAGACCAGCAAGGGCCAGCAGACGGAGCAGAGGACAGAUACGAAGUGUCCCAAGGUUGCAGCUAGGCGACGGCGCUCUGUGCAGCUCAUGGAGAAGAGGACCGACAAAGCCGGACAGUACGCGGACAAGGAGCUGCGGCUGUGUUGCGAGCACGGCAUGAGAGACAACCCCAUGGGCUUCGCCUGCGACCGCAGAGCCAAGUACAUCUCGCAGGGCCCCGGGUGCAAGGCCGCCUUCCUCGACUGCUGCAAAUACAUCGCCCAGCUGCGGCAGGAACUGGCCCGCGAGCAGCCGCUGGACCUGGCCCGCAGUAACCUUGAUGAGGACAUCAUCCUGGAGGAAGACAUCGUUUCCCGAAGCCAGUUCCCAGAGAGUUGGUUGUGGAAGGUCGUGGAUCUCGAAGAAUCUAGAGGAGAUGGAAUCGCCACGAAGACUAUCGAUGUCUUUUUGAAAGAUUCCAUCACCACCUGGGAGAUUCUGGCUGUGAGCUUGUCGAAAAAGAAAGGGAUCUGCGUGGCAAAACCCUACAACAUCACGGUGAUGCUGGAUUUCUUCAUCGACCUGCGUCUGCCUUACUCUGUGGUCCGCAACGAACAGGUGGAGAUCAGAGCUGUCCUCUACAACUACCGAGCACAGAAGAUCAAGGUGCGGGUGGAGCUGUUGUAUAACCAGGAUUUCUGCAGCAUGGCGACCGCCAAGAAACGCCAUGUGCAGACGGUGGAGAUCCAGCCCAGGUCCUCCGUGUCUGUGCCCUAUGUCAUCGUGCCCCUCAAGGUGGGCCAGGUGGAGGUGGAGGUCAAGGCUGCUGUGUACAAUUUAUAUGCCAGUGACGGUGUGAAGAAGAUUUUGAGGGUUGUGCCCGAAGGAGUUCGAGUCAACAAGACAGUGGCUGUCUGCACGCUAAAUCCUGAAUCCCUGGGACAAAACGGUGUGCAGCGAGAGGAGAUCCCAGCGGCAGACAUCAGUGACCAAGUUCCAGACACAGACAUAGAAACCAAUAUCCUCGUGCAAGGGACCCCGGUGACCCAGAUGACCGAGGAUGCCAUCGACGGGGAGCGCCUGAAGCACCUGAUUGUCACUCCGUCGGGCUGCGGGGAGCAGAACAUGAUUGGCAUGACGCCCACAGUCAUUGCCGUCCACUACCUAGACAGCACUGAGCAGUGGGACAAGUUUGGCCUGGAGAAGCGGCAGGAGUCCCUGGAACUCAUCCGCAAGGGGUACACCCAGCAGCUGGCUUACAGACAACCCAGCUCAGCCUAUGCUGCCUUCCAGAAGCGACCACCCAGCACCUGGCUCACCGCCUACGUGGUGAAGGUCUUCUCUCUGGCCUCGAACCUCAUCGCCAUUGACUCCCAGGUCCUCUGUGGUGCCGUCAAAUGGCUCAUCCUGCAGAAGCAAAAACCAGACGGGAUCUUCCAGGAGGACGCACCUGUGAUGUCUUCAGGAAUGACUGGUGGCAUGCAGAAUGCUCAGGAGAAAGACAUGGCCCUCACUGCCUUUGUCCUCAUCGCCCUGCAUGAGGCCAAGGAUAUCUGCGAGGGACAGGUCAACAGCCUGGGACGUAGUAUCACCAAAGCUGGAGACUUUCUGGAAGCCCAGUACCUGAACUUAAGAAGGCCCUACACUGUGGCCAUCGCUGGCUAUGCCCUGGCACAGUUGGGCAAACUGGAAGGUCACUACCUUGAUAAAUUUCUGGGCACAGCCAAAGAGAAGAGCCACUGGGAGGAGCCUGACCAGAGACUUUAUAACAUAGAAGCCACAUCCUACGCCCUCUUGGCCCUGCUGAAGAUCAAGGACUUCGACUCCGUGCCACCAGUUGCACGCUGGCUCAAUGAGCAAAGAUAUUAUGGAAGCAGUUAUGGAUCUACCCAGGCCACCUUCAUGGUGUUCCAAGCCCUGGCCCAGUACCAGAAGGACGUCCCCAACCACAAGGACUUGAACUUGGAUGUCUCCAUCAACCUUCCCAGCCGCAGUAGUCCUGUUACUUAUCGUCUUUCUUGGGAAUUAGCCAACCUGCAGCGAUCAGAAGCGACCAAGGAGAAUGAAGGCUUCGUCCUGACCGCCAAAGGGAAGGGAGAAGGCACCUUGUCGGUGGUAACAGCCUAUUAUGCCAAAGUCAAAGACAAGGCUUCCUGCAAAAAGUUCAACCUUGAUGUUACAAUACGGCCAGCUCCAGAGACAGUCAAGAGGCCCCAGGAUGCCAAGAAGACCAUGUACCUUGACAUCUGUACCAGGUACCUGGGCAAUGAAGAUGCCAGCAUGUCCAUCCUGGAUAUUUCUAUGAUGACCGGCUUCUCUCCUGACUUUGACGAUCUCAACCUGCUGAGCAACAGUGUGGACAGAUACAUCUCCAAGUACGAGAUGAACACGGCUGUUUCCCAAACCAAAAACACUCUCAUCAUCUAUCUGGACAAGGUCUCCCACACAGAGGAGGAAUGUCUCUCCUUCCGGAUUCACCAGUACUUUGAAGUGGGGCUCAUCCAGCCUGGAUCAGUCAAGGUCUACUCCUAUUACAACCUGGACGAGUCCUGCACCCGCUUCUACCAUCCGGAGAAGGAGGACGGGCAGCUGAGCAAGCUUUGCCACCAGGAUCUGUGUCGCUGUGCUGAGGAGAACUGCUUCAUGCAUCAGGAUGACAAUGACAUCACGCUGGAGUACCGGCUGGACAAGGCCUGCGAGCCCGGAGUGGACUAUGUGUACAAGGCCAGGCUGGUGGACAUGGAGCUGUCGGAGGACUUUGAUGACUACAUCCUGGUGGUGGAGCAGAUUAUCAAGUCUGGCUCUGACGAGGUGAAGGUCGGUGAUCGGAGACGGUUCAUCAGCCACAUCAAAUGCAGGAACGCCCUGAGGCUGCAGAAGGGGAAGCAGUACCUCGUGUGGGGGUUGUCCUCCGACCUGUGGGGGGAGAAGCCCAACCUCAGCUACGUGAUCGGGAAGGACACGUGGGUGGAGUUGUGGCCCGAGGCGGACGAUUGUCAGGACGAGGAGAACGAGAAGGUGUGUCAGGACCUGGCCAGGUUCGCGGAUGACAUGGUGGUCUUCGGCUGCCCCAACUGACCCCCCCCCCAACACACCCACCUACUUACGCUCCACCUGCCCCUCCCCCAAUAAAGCUUUGGUUGUUUUUCA